Eufriesea mexicana is the source of this 3498-nucleotide messenger RNA. It is a transcript of the gene gogo, whose product is annotated as thrombospondin-1 like protein golden goal. Gene Ontology annotation, cellular component: cell periphery. Bases 1 to 3498 code for a protein of 1165 amino acids. Lineage: Eukaryota; Metazoa; Arthropoda; Insecta; Hymenoptera; Apidae. The record is from RefSeq and is a predicted model, not a curated record. The transcript has 17 exons.
AUGAAUUUGAAAUUUAAAUGGCUCUUCCUUGGAAUACUAGUUAUCACCCUCCUUGAAUUUGAUAUCACUGGAUCAAUGAUGGAAGAUGCGGAAGAAUUUUUUGCGUUGAAAAUUAAUUCUCCUUCUUCUCAUGUUGCCCUUUCGGGAGACCUGACUAUAUCUGUUGAAAAAUCAAAUGAAACAUUAGAAAAAGCAAAGUACAAAUAUGAGUUCAAAGAAGAAAAUGGAGAUUUAAAAUUUUUUAAAAAUAUUUCUAAUCAAAUUUUUCUAUUGAGAGUACUGUACCUUCGUGAAGACAUAUCAGAAUUAAUCGGUGAAAUUCAACUAGAACAGUUACCUUCGGGAAACGAAACAAUUUCAAUUAUCAUUCCCUGCGGAUAUUUUACUCGUGGCGGUAUUUACGCUUUACGUGUAGAAUAUAAGUAUGAAAAUUUAACAGUUCCUGCUACCACUCUUUAUCAGACAAGUAAAAUAUUAGAUGUAAAGUGGCCAUUACCAGCAAUCUACUUGGAAUCUCAACAAAUUGCUACUUAUCCAAAUGAACCUGUUAAGGCCACAGUAAAAUACAAUGAAAUAAAUUGCAGUCCAUUUGAGCAUGUUCCUGUAGCUUUUUACAUAUUACAAUUAAUAUAUUGCGGAUCUAGUGUAACUGCUUGUUAUUUGCAAAAUAAUACUUAUAUCCAAAUAUUAUAUUAUGAAGAAAUAAGAGAUUUUCUACCAACAAAGACUAUCUUUUUUCGAUGUGAAUUUUUUGGAUUACCUGGGAAUUAUGCUAUAAGAUUAAGAGCAUCGAAUAAUAAUCCAACAGCACCUAAUACCAGUGUAUAUUUCAAAGUGAGCUGGUCAAAGGAAUUUAAACUUACGGUUCACGCAAGAUCGAUAUAUCCAUGUGAAGGGUCAGGAGGAGUUGCCGUUCUUUUCGAAUAUCCUUCAUGUCGACUAGAAGGUGAUCGUAUUCGUGUUUAUGGUCGCUUAAAGGCUGACGUUACUUCCGUUGCUUCACCUUCCAGUCUUCAUUAUAUCACAGAAUUGAGAUCAAUACCUGGCAAACAUUCUUUGGCUUUCGAUUGUGAUCUUUUUACAGAAAAAUUUGUCGAAUAUUGUUUCGUCUAUGUUAGUCAAGCAAUUACAGGUGCUAUGGGAGAUGUUAAAAUAUCUUGCGUACCUACAUUUCCUUUCCAAGAAGGUGAUGCUGCGGGAUGGGGACCUUGGAGUCCAUGGAGCCCUUGCAGCAGCUCGUGUUUCAGUGGAAUUCGGAAUCGAUAUCGCUUUUGUGAUACUCCACCCCCAAAAUAUGGAGCAAAAUUUUGCCCGGGAAAUGCAAUAGAAACUGAACUCUGUGGUAAAAUUUUUUGGGAAGAAACUACUCAAAAUGAAUGGCAUAAUCGAAUUGAAAAUUCUGAAUGUCACGAUGCCGUUUUAGCUGCAACAAAACCAGAAGUUGUAGCUGAAAUUGGAAUACAAUGUCGAUGUGGAUGUCGUAUUACAUUAAAACAACAACCUUUUAGAAAAAUGCUUGGAGCUAAUACUCAAGCUUGUCCCGGUCGAUCUUUUUGGCUUUUACAGGCGCAGACAAAUUUUGUAAUUGGAUUACAUUUAGAUCAAUUACAAUUUCCGUGUCCAGGACAAUAUUUUCGUGUCCGGGAUGGUAAUUCUUUAAAUGCAAACCUUUUAAUCGAUAUUGCAUCUGAUAAAAUGAAAUUUUCUACAAGAACACUUAUUAGCUCUGGACAAAAUUUAUUACUAGAAUUUUUUACGGAUGAACUUACUGCAUCGGGUGAUGCUUGUAUUGGCGGCUUCCUUGCUCAUGCAGCUGUAAUAGAAAAAAAAUAUCUAAAAAAAAAUGGAACAGCAACCAUCGUGCCUUUUGAAACAAAUUCAACAAAUGUUGAAGAAGAAUGGAUCUUUUGGAAACCAGCACACUUAGCAACUGCCUUGCUUUUGAUACUUAUAUUUAUAGUUUCUAUUUUUCUGACAUUACAAUUUAUCAUAAAAUAUAGAAAGUAUCGUAUUGCUGAGGAUUUGGACAGUUUUAGCGAUGUUUCUGAGUUAAUGCCCGGACGAUCAAAAUUUUUGUCUACAAGUACAAUUAUUUCUGAAGUUGUCUCAAUGAUAGAAGCAACCACAAAAACUUCUCCAAAAAAAACUGUAACUAAUACAGAGGAACAUUAUCAUAGUAUUGAAACCUUAACAGGGUGUAAAGAUGAAUCUACAUUGAGUUCUAGUACAUUGAAAUUAAAUAAUACAAUAGAUACUUCUUCUGAAAAAACAAUCACAUCAAUGAAAUCAAACUGUGAUAAAUUAUUAUCAGCAUCCAGCAUUCUUGUUUACAAUAAACCAGAAGUUAAAUAUGCUUAUCCUGUAAAGUUACAAACAAUAGAUUAUGAUACUUCAGAACAGAAAGCAUCAAAAAUGGAAAAUGAAAAUUUGAAAGAUAACAGAAGUUAUAGCAUUUCAAAAAUUUAUCAAAAUAAUGAAAUUAAUUAUCCGGAAGAAAAAGAAUCAUCACCCGAAAGCGUUCUUUCAAGUUCAUCUACAUUAGUAAGUGGGAAGGAAACAAAAGAGAGAAGAAAUCGUGAAAAGCUUCUACAAGGUCCAGGUUCAGAAUUUAGUUUAACAAAUCCUGAUUCAGAAUUGGAAUUGGAUUACUAUGAUUAUAAUGUAGCAAAUGCUAGCGCUGUUCCAGGAUCUUAUUUAGGAAUGGAUCCUGCUUUUUUAGUUUGGAUUCCACCAAUUGAGGACUUAGAUAUUUAUACAGAAGACCUUCUCUUAAGCAAUAAAAGAAACUCUAUUUUGGCUCUUGAAACUGAAGGUGCUGCAUUAACACCUUCUGAAUACAGAAGAAUGAAACUAUCUAACUUUGACGAAUUUGGAUUCGAAUUGGAACAAGGAACAAGAACAUUUGAAAAAUUACUUCCUGUCCAAAAACUUCUAGAAGAUUCUAGUAUCAAAGUAAGCAUGGAAUCUGUAUCUGGUAUCCUCGAGCAUAAACAAUAUUGUGUUAUUUCAAAUAGAAGGGUUUGUAUUGAUAAAGAUGAAGAAUCAAGCGAAGAAUCUAAUUCUUCUAAAAGCCUUCUUGCAAGUCCUUUAAAUAUAUUGGAUAAUAAUGAUAAUAAUAAGGAAAAACUAAGUUCUAGUGGAAAUAAAAUUUUACAAAAAGAUUUUUCAAAAAUAAAACAAAAUUCUAACCAAAAAAAUAUUUCUAAAAAUCCAGAUGAAGAAAUAACAAGUAUGUCUUGCAAGUACAAGGAGUUAAUGCAAUGCACUCAAUCAUUUACAACUAUAAAAGAUGUAGUAAAUAUUCCUAUGACAGAAUUAUCAGGAAGUCCGUUAAAAAGUUUCUCUCAAGUUCGAAAAUUGAGCAGUAAAGAUAUUGAUGCUUCUUUAAAUAUUCAGAAUCCAGAUUAUGGUAUAGAAACAUUUUGUAUAAAGCAAGGGUCUUUUUACGAUCAAAAUAUUAAAUUUGUAGAUGACGAUGACGAUGAAUAUAUCGAUUAG